AGAAUGCUAAAAUGUCGUUACUAUAAGUAUUGUUACGAUUAUCCUUAAAUUACUCGCCGAAUUCCUAAAUCUUUCGGUUUAUUUUCACUGGAUUUUCAAAUUGUUUACGUUACAAAAAUACUUGUAUCAUUAAAAAUCUACAAUUACUGUUUAUUAAGAAGUUGUAUUCAACACAACAGCUUCAUAGUCAGCAGAAGCUUGCUUAUUUUUACUACUACAUAUGAGUACAACUAAGAAGCAUAAGAAGAAGAAGUAAGCAUUGGCAUCGGCCAAAAAUUGGGUAUCGGUCGGACUUUACUCUGGAUUUGGUGACGUUCUCAUGCAAUCGCAUUUUCGCUGCUGGGUACUUACCUACCCAGCAAUAUACAUUAUUAUACUCGUAUAGAAUUCGCUCGUAUGCUUUAAUUUCGCUUUUGCUGCUAAAUAUUUGUAUGUAUUUGUCUUCUUCAAUCAUUUUCUUACUCUUUCGCCUUUUUCGAUCUACAAUUCUACACUUUUACUUCUUGGCACAGCUUUAUCGCAUAUUUUAGAUCGCGCUGCGUCCCGUCCAUUUGGCCAGCCAACUAAACAUCGGUGUGCCAAUUAAAAACAACAAAAAUCACAACAACAACAAUAGAAAAACAACUGCAGUGCCAUCACCAUUGUGUUCAUCCCUACCACAUUGUUGCUGCUGUGGUUGUUGUUCGCUCCUACAUACAUAUACAUACAUAUGUAUGCAGAAAUUCCAGUUUUGUGCUCCUCAACAUAAUUCUUAUUGACUUCUUUACAUACGGUGCGCACAAAUGUGAUAUUCUUGCGAAAUUUUCAUUGUAUCCGUUUCCCACCGCGUUCGCGUCGUUCACACUCGAUUUCGUGCAGUACGUCUGACAUCUGCUUGCACGUACGCAUGCACUUGCAUGUUUGUUUGUUUGUUCGGUUCUUCGUUCAUUCUUCGCUGUUGCUUGUUGGUUCAUCCGUCCGUCGGUUUGUCGUCUCGACGGUGUGUGCGUGUUUGUGAGCGUAGAAAGAGUAGAAUAAGAAGAAAAAAAUACGAAAACAAGAAAACAACUUGGCGAGCACUUUUGCUUUCGGUCCCAACUGGAUUUCGUUAGCCGCUUCUUCUUCUGCUUCCUCCUCAAUAUCUUCACAUUGUUAUUACAUUUGUGCUUCGCAGUAGCUAUUCGCUUUCGAUUUGCCAUUUUAUUAUUAUGUGUUGCUUCGGCGUGCUAAAAUAAGCCAGAAUCAAUGUGAAAAAUAAACGAGAAUAGAGUGGUAGAAGCUUCGUCGACGUCGACGGCGAAGCCAGUGCUGACAACAGUAGCAAUAAUAACUAGUGCUUUCCGAGAUACUCGCAUUAUAAGGAAUCGUACCUGUGACUUAACAAAUUUUACAUAGAAAAUAUAUGCACAAUCGAAUAACUUAACAAAUCUCAGAAUAAGUGUUUCCCAUUACUUCGUCCUGCAAUGGACGGCUUUAACGUUCCAAUGUUGUCCGAUAAUGGCUAUAGUAGUAACAGUAGCAACAACACACCACAAACACAUACACAUCAUCACAAAGAUCAAAUGCUUAGUGCUGGCAGUGCCCCAGCCACGCCAUUCAUAUACGACCACCCCGCCAGCCAUAAAGGAAUCAACCAAGUGUCGGGCAGUUUGAAGUCCACCAACGAUUAUGCCACCUUCACCAAUUGCAUUCAACAAUCCGCGUUGCUCGAUCACCGUACAGUCGAUGCUAAUAUCGAUGGUGUUUCGCUCAGCAGCCUAUGUGACCUGAAAUUUCCCAGUUCACCUUCGGGUGAUAGUAAUUUUAAGAAUAUUUCACUUAUAAAUAUCGAGGCUAAUCAGGUGCUAGUGCCAGCGAAAGGUAUCGCUGCAAGCGAUUUGAUUACCGAUGGCGUCGGCAAUGGCAUUGAGCCGACUUUUUCAAAUAUUUUAUAUGCCAAGGACGACGUUAUCAUAGAAACGAAGGAUAUGCGCGCCGACUGCGACGCAGCUCAGGUGACACACGUGACGCACUACUUACCCCUGAAAGCCAUCAAUGAUGCUGAGACGAGAUUUCCAAAGGCCACAGUCACGGUCACGGCUGCUGCUGCUGCUGCACCAACGGUGACUACGCUGAAUGCCAGUGCAAUGGCUGGGGUGCAGACGGUGAGUACAAAGUCGAGUGCUGGGGAUGGUGGCGGCAGAAACAACAACAACAACACCAGUGGUCGCAUGAAGCGGGGAAAUGCUGGUAGUAGAAAUGGGCGCACAGCUGCAAAUCGCCAACGACAACAGCAGCAACAGCAGCAGCAGCUGUUACAACAACAACAGCAGCAGCAGCUACAAAUACAGCCAGCGGAAGCUAUUACUCACACUGUAACAACGGCAGGGCGUGGCGACUACUUGUCAGCUAGUAGUCUUAACGUUUUCGUAACGGAUAACCAGGCGUUAAGUGAUUUCCACAAAAGUUCAGCUGAUAAUCGAAUCACAACAACAACGUCCACAAUAAUAACCACUGCCACUGCCAGCAGUAAGAGCAUCACAACAAAUGCCAAUAAUAAUUUCAUUGCCAGCAAUCAUAGCCAGAUUGCCAGCGGUAGCUGCAACAACGCCGCCAACACCACCAAUACCAAUAGCACUAAUAAUAACAGCAAUAACAACUGCAACAAAAACAAUGUACAAAAUAUGAACAGUAUUGCAACAAUGGGGCAUAAUCGGGCAACAGUUUUGCAGCCUGUUGUCGAUGAGACGAAAACGUUGGGCUCACCCACCCAGCAGCAGCCAGGGCUGCAACAACAGCCACAACAGCCACGGCGGCCUGCUGCAGUAAUCGUAUCCACCUUGUCGAAAGGCAGCUGCAUUAGCAAAAGCAAUAGUGUCAACAUAAAUAUCAAUCAUGCCAACAACAAUAACAAUGUAAGUGGCAACAAUAGCACAAUGUCACCGAUUUCUAUAGAUGCUGCCACAGAGCCAGAGAUACAACAGUCACCACAGCAGCAGCAGCAGCACCAGCAGCAGCAGCAACAGCGGCAACAACAGUUGCAACAAAUGCAUUCAGCAAAUGUUAGCACAGAAUGUGAUUCACUAUCGUCCAUGGAUAUGAGCGAUGGUAGUUUUGACGUCGCACAUAUUGAGGACCUUGCAAACGAUGCACUUGUAAAAAUUGUUAUGCUUGCUGCAAUAACAACAGCAACAGCAACAACAACCACAAAAACAACAUGCAAUUAA
Rhagoletis pomonella (apple maggot) is the source of this 3185-nucleotide messenger RNA. RefSeq lists its product as uncharacterized. Bases 1443 to 3185 code for a protein of 580 amino acids. The transcript is spliced from 3 exons. NCBI's taxonomy places the organism in Eukaryota, Metazoa, Arthropoda, Insecta, Diptera, Tephritidae. The record is from RefSeq and is a predicted model, not a curated record.